GGAGGGGAGCCGCUGUGAAAGGGUAGCAGGAUCGAGGCGAGUGCGAUUUGGUGAACGGAGAAACGAGAGGAGGGGGAAAGCUUUACCAGCUUUCUGUCACUAAGAAGAUCCUGAAAAAGGAGCAUGGAUGUUGACUUUACGCUUUGCUGAAUGCUCUUGAUUCAGCUGGAGUCUGGAAGUCUCACACCAUGGAAGAAGGAGGCCGUGCACAGACAGAAGAGGAGGACGCGUCGGGGUCCGAGGAGGGCGCGCUGCAGGUCUCGCACGGCAGCGGUGCGUGCAAGUGGUUCAAUGUGCGCAUGGGAUUCGGGUUCCUGUCAAUGACGACCAGAGAUGGGACGCCCCUGGACGAGCCUGUUGAUGUUUUUGUUCACCAGAGCAAACUACACAUGGAGGGCUUCCGCAGUCUGAAGGAGGGAGAGGCCGUGGAGUUCAGCUUCAAGAAGUCCUCCAAAGGCCUGGAGUCUCUCCAGGUCAGCGGCCCAAACGGGGGCCCCUGCCUGGGCAGCGACCGGAGACCCAAGGGGGCCCAGAAACGACGAUCCAGAGGAGAGCGAUGCUACAACUGUGGAGAACCGGACCACCACGCCAAAGAAUGCCAGCUGCCGCCGCAGCCCAAAAAGUGCCAUUUCUGUCAGAGCUUCGCUCACAUGGUGGCCAGCUGUCCGCUCAGAGCCCAGCCGGCUCUGGCCGGCCCUCAGGGGGCGGGGGCCCCUCAGAGUGGAGCACCUGCCCAGGAGGAACCACCGGGACAGGAGCCCAACAUGGAGGGCUACGACUGAGGGCCCGGCAGGGGACUGGUCAGGGGGCUGGUC
Molecule: messenger RNA, 815 nt
Organism: Gadus macrocephalus (Pacific cod)
Lineage: Eukaryota; Metazoa; Chordata; Actinopteri; Gadiformes; Gadidae
Product: protein lin-28 homolog A-like
Exons: 4
Coding region: 189-782 (197 amino acids)
Molecular function (GO): zinc ion binding; nucleic acid binding
Source: RefSeq, a predicted model, not a curated record